AUGGCGCUUAUCCUGGCUCGCCACGGCGAGCGCCAAGACUACGCUGAUGAUGCGUGGUUGGCUGCGCACCUCCAGGCCCGGCCCUGGGAUCCGCCGCUCAGCGCCGAGGGACGAGCCCAGGCAAAGCGCCUGCCUCAGGCAGUGCGAUCCUUUUGCCAAGAGCUUGGCCUGGAGCUGGGAGCCAUCUACUCAUCGCCCAUGCAACGAUGCGUGGAGACCGCAACGCCGACGUCAAACUCCGAGCUGCCGGUGAUUGUGGAUCCCCAUCUGGGGGAGUGGCUCAGCGACAGCUUCUACAAAAGCUGGGCAUGUGCUGAUUCCAAUGGCCGCUGGGGCAGCGGCAGUUUGCCGGUGCGCCCCGAGUUUGCUGAGCAGGUGGCUACGCCCGCCGGCGAGUGGCUUUACGGUGGCGUCGGCCGUGAAGUGUACAGGAACACGCUGGACAGGCCCGAGGAGCUGGAGGUUGCAGCUGAGAGAGUGGCCACACGACUGGAGACGCUCUUCGCUGCGAGCCCGGAGAAGGCGGUCCUGGCCGUGGGUCACGCCGGCACCGUGGCCGCAGCAGCUCUGCGACUGGCCGGUCAGCCUGUGGUUCUGCCCGACUACUCCAUACCGUUCACUGGCGUCUUCGUGCUGCGGCGCACAUCUGAGGGUGGUUGGGAAAGUGUGGCCUUUGCUGACGACAGGCACCUUCGAGCCUAA
Molecule: messenger RNA, 702 nt
Organism: Symbiodinium natans
Lineage: Eukaryota; Dinophyceae; Suessiales; Symbiodiniaceae
Source: the annotation of a GenBank genome assembly